AAACGCGCCGUGCGGACGUCGGUAACGGUCACCCGGGUACAUAUGGUCCCGCGUGUGACGCCGUCGCAUGUUUUUGCCGUUCGUGUAUGAAAACAGUCUCGUUGACAAUCGUCGCCCGCAGUCCACCGGUGCACGCGUCCACCUUGUUGGCUGGAGGACAUAGCUGGAGGAGACACGGCUCGCCCGUCUACGGAGGACGAUUGAGAGACGCUGCCGCUAUUGCGCCGCUCACUUAGCUUAUGUACGUUAUAUGCAUUAGUGUCGAAAUUAGUAUUGGGAAGGUAACUGGUUGUCAGGCGGACGGUCGCUGAGAGGCGUUUCAAAAUUUUCGAAGAUGAGCGACGAUCAGACGAACGAGCAAAGCCCGACUGCAGAGUUGUCGUCAAGCGAUAUAGAAAAAUUGGAAGAAGCAAAAUUAAAAGCAAAGUUCCCAAAUGCAGCCGGUCGACCGUUUGGUGGUCAUUCUGCAUUUUUGCAGAAAAGACUAGCUAAAGGGCAAAAAUAUUUCGAUUCUGGGGAUUAUCAAAUGGCAAAACAAAAAUCUGCAGCUAAGCCAAAGCCAGCUGGUGUUCUACCAACAGGAGACGCUAUACCAACACCAGAAACAGUACCUCAGCGAAAAACAUCUAUUAUUCAACAAAAAUUCAAUACAUCAACAACAUCUUCCUAAGUAAUUUCUGUCAUUUUUUAAAAUAUAUUUUGUUUAGCCCUUAAUUUGGAUGCUGGAGUAACAUGAUACAAUCAUAAAUAAUUAGAGUUUGAAAUAAUUUUAUUCUUGAAAAUUUUUUAAAAUAAAUACAGUAUCAAUUUCUUUAGAAGACUAACUAUUUUUUAACUGUUUAUUCUCAGAAUAGCAACUGUAAUGAAACAAGUGUUCUAUACGUAUGUGCCACAGUGCUAUAUAAGUUUUAUAAUAUAUGCAAGUAAACUAGUAUCCAGCUUGACAUUAUGUUCUUCUUAAUUGUCUGUUAUUCAGAUAAUUUCAUUUUGGAGAUUAAUUUUAUUUGAUUUACAGUAAAGAAUUAAGGAUAAGAAGAUUGCACAGAUUAUAUUAUUAACCAGCAAUAAAUAUGCAUUCUAAGUGCACAUAUGUAAAAACUUAUAUUCAGGAUACGAGAAAAGUACAUAAGUAGUAAUGAUAAAUGUGUAACAACAAGAGAAUUUAUCUUGGUGAUGUAUCAUGAUAAUUUACAUAUAAUCUAUAUUAUGCAUGAUAGUAAGAUUGAGAGUAAGAAGAUAUACAGAUCUGCAUUUUCAAAGCUGCUGUGAUGCACUCUUAGUAAGACUAUUUUCUUAUAUAAAAAAAUCAUAUUUACUGUAAAAAUCUGUAAUAUGAACAUAAUAAUUUUAAACGUAACUACAGUUUUGUUUAUUGUAAACUACAUUUAGUAAUAUAUUGCAAGUAUAAAA
Pogonomyrmex barbatus (red harvester ant) is the source of this 1410-nucleotide messenger RNA. It is a transcript of the gene endos, whose product is annotated as endosulfine alpha. Gene Ontology annotation, molecular function: protein phosphatase inhibitor activity. The record is from RefSeq and is a predicted model, not a curated record. Gene Ontology annotation, cellular component: cytoplasm. NCBI's taxonomy places the organism in Eukaryota, Metazoa, Arthropoda, Insecta, Hymenoptera, Formicidae.